CCCAGAGAAGUACACGGAAAAAAAAAAAAACAAGCCCGAGACCCUCGCGGUACGGGGCCCUCAUCCGGGGCCUGCCUUUUGCCCACGGCCGUCGGACUCCGCCUCCGGAAGUGCCACUGAGAAGCGCCGGCCUCCGAGCGGGCUAGAGCGACCCCGGAAACCCUGGGGCUGCUCCUAGAGCGAGGGUGUCCGCGACGGGACGGCCGCUUGGCCUGCUCCUCCGCUCGGUGAUGGUCCUUGUCCUCCAGAACAGGGAUGGAGGAACUAUCCGCCCAGGAAGCAGCAGGAUCACCAGCUGUCCAGUUUCAGUCUUUGGAGAGCCUGUCUGAGGGUCUGUCCCCAGAGCCUCCGUUCGUGCAGGACACCGACAUGGAACAGGAGCUCAAUGGGGGAUUUCCAAUUUCCAAGCCUGAUGGGAUCUCCCAGCGGGAACAAGAUCUACAGGUCUUUGAUCUGGAAACUAAGAAUAGAGAAGUCUUAAGAGAUGACUGCUCAGAUGGAGAGACAAGAGAAGAGAACAAGCUGUUGAUUCCUAAGCAGGAAAUUUUGGAAGAAGUACAUUCAUACAAAGUGAGAGUAGGAAGACUCAAAAAGGAUAUUGCCCAAGUUCCUGGGACUAGAGAAGUGUCUAAACCUGAGGACAGAUUAGAAAGGCUUCAGGAAAUCCUAAGGAAAUUUCUCUUCCUGGAGAGAGAGUUUAGGCAGAUAACAAUCAGCAAGAAAGCCUUCACCAGUGACAGUGAAUGUAAUGAACCUGAAAAAAGCUUCAGUCCGGACUCUACCCUUGAUACAGAUCAGAGAGUUCUUAGAAUACAGAAUAUUGAUGAUACUGAUAAGUAUGACAUGGGUGUGAACCAGAAUUCAGCUGCUGGUAAACAAGAACAAAUAAAUCUCAUACAGGAUGUUCAGAGUAGUGAAUAUAAGGAAAGCUUAAUGGAUCUCUCCCACCUUAGUAAAUGUGACAGCAUUCCUGCCACAGAGAAAUCCUAUAAAUGUGAUGCAUGUGAGAAAGUCUUCCAUCAGAGCUCUGCCCUUUCUAGACAUCAGAGAAUUCAUACUAGAGAGAAACCCUACAAAUGUAAAGAAUGUGAAAAAUCUUUCAGUCAGAGUUCAAGUCUUAGUCGACAUAAAAGAAUACACACUAGAGAAAAACCCUAUAAAUGUGAAGCAUCUGAUAAAUCCUGUGAAGCAUCUGAUAAAUCCUGUAGUCAGAGCUCAGACAUAACUCCACAUAAGAGGAUUCACACUAGAGCAAAGUCUUAUAAAUGUAGUAAUUGUGAAAGGGUUUUCAGUCGCAGUGUACAUCUUACUCAACAUCAGAAGCUUCACAGAGAGAUGCCCUGUAAAUGUACUGUAUGUGGCAGUGACUUCCAUCAUACCUCACACCUUGCCGAACAUCAGAAAGUCCACUGUGAAGAGAAAGCCUAUGAAUACAAUGAUUGUGGGUUGACCUUUAUGAAACAUCAAGGAAUUCAUCUCAGAGAAAAGCCCUAUACGUGUAAUGAAUGUGGAAAGGACUUCAGAUUGAAUUCCCAUCUUAUUCAGCAUCAAAGAAUUCACACAGGAGAGAAACCACAUGAAUGUAAUGAGUGUGGAAAAGCUUUUGGUCAAACUUCAUGCCUUAUUCAGCAUCACAAAAUUCAUGGGAAAGAGAAGUCCUAUGAGUGUAAUGAUUAUGAGGAAAGUUUCAAUCAUAGCUCAGAUCUUGUUCUUCAGCAAGAAGUCCUCACCAGAGAAAAAGCCUUUGAUUGUGAUGCAUGGGAAAAGAACCUCAGUCAGACAGCACACCUUGGUCAACAUCAAAGAAUUCAUACCAAAGAGAAACCUUAUGAAUGUGACGAACGUGGGGAGACGUUUAGUCAAAUUCAGGCCUCAUUCAACAUCUGAGAGUUCACACCAGGGAGAAAUUAUAUAUGUACUGAAGGUGGUGAAGCCUUCAGUCAUAGCUCAACCUUAUUCAGCAUCAGAGAAUCUACACCAGAGAGAAACUCUCUGAAUGUGAUGAAUGUAGGAAAACUAUUUGUCAGUGUUAAACUUCAUCAACAUCUGCGAACCCAUACCAAUGAGAAAAUCUAUGAAUACAUUGAAUGUGGUAAAUGCUUCAUGCUAUUUUCAUACCUUAGUCACCAUUGGAGAAUUCUUACUGGAAUAAAAUUCCAUCACUGUAAUAAAUGUGAAAUAGCCUUCAGUCAAAGAAACUACCUUGUUCAGCAUCAAAUUCAUUCCAUGCAGAAAGCCUAUGAAUGUAAUAAGCAUGUAUGCGCAUGGGAGGAUUCAGUCAUAUUCCACCCCUUAUUCAACGUCAAAGAAUCCGUGCCCAGGAGAAGCCAUUCAAGUGUAGCAAAGGUGACAAAUCUUUCAGUGGGAGUUCAAGUCUUUUUCAUCAUUAGAAUCUCCACACCAGACCAGAAUCUGAUACAAUGCAAAUGGAAAAAAUGUACCUCUACAUUUCAGGCUUUACUCAACAUCAAAAUACUGGAGAGAAAUUUUUAUAUAAAAUUGUUAGCCCUGAUUUUUUCAUUGCAGAAGAAGAUAGUCUGAGGAGUGACUUGGUGAAUGCAAUGCUGUUUCCUCAUGGUAUUCUUUUAUUUAAUAGGUGGUGUAGGUAGGUAUAUAAACUUUAUUUAUGGAGCUCAUUUAAACUGUUUUUUAAAAUAUGGCCUAUGAACAUUUUUAUUUUUCCUGAAAUUUGGUUCCUGUUACAGCUUCUCUAAGAUAUUGUUAAUAUACCCAUGUAAAAACAUAAUUAACUUCUGGAAAGUAGCUCAUUUAGAUUUUUCUGCUGUUCUCAGCCCAAGUUCUCUCCAAAACAGACUCUUAGGUCUGCUGUUUUCUGAGCAUCCUACUUUCCUGUUGCUUUCCAGCCACAACACUUGGAUUCCUGUUAAUUUCUCCAUUUUCUUAGUACCUUCAAAUGAUGGUUUUCUAGUUUUAAGCUUCUCACCAGCAGGUUUGCCAUCCCUACUUGAUGUUCGUGUUCUGGUGUCUUCUUUCCUAAAGUGAAGCAUCUACCUUUAAAAAGAAUUGGAUUUCCACAUCCUGUCCAUCCAUGAGUUUGAAGGAUUCCAUCUCUACUGCGUUUGCGGCAGGCAGCUAAACAUUUUCAAAUGACACCCCACCCAAUAGCUGUCUUGUCUGCAUCCCACAGCCCUCUAAAAGAGAUAAGGACGUCAGGGAGCCAACAAGACUCCUGAUGGUCUAGCUACAUUCAUUCAGCGCCUGUUCUGCAUGUCAGAGUUUAGAAUUAUUUUAUAUACUUCCUGUUGAAGGACAGCAAAAUGCUCAGGUCUGCUUUUGAUAGGGCAAAAUAUAAAGAACAUACACAGAAAAGUCAGAGAACUUCAUAAGGGAAUGCAGCUUUUCAAAAAAGAUACUGCUGUUCUUCUGUAAUCUCUCUGGAGAGAGUAUUUUAAGAGAGUGGCAGGUCUUCCUGGUAAAAUUUUAACUACUGCGAUUGCUUCUUUAUCUGUUUGGAUUUUUGCCCCCCCCUCUCCCAUCAAUCCAGGACAGUAUUUGAAGUGUGGGGGCUUUGUGUAUAAUUGUUUAUUCGUCAUCGCAUUUUCUGUAUUUUACAAGCGUCUACAGGCCAUAUAAAAGAACUUGGUUUUUUGAUUGAUAAAAGUGAUCACAGAUGUCAGGAUGUCCAGAGUUCAGGGUCACUGUAAACACCUAGCCAAGAAUUCAUGAUUCUUUAGAUGUUGUCAAAGCAUUUUAUUAUAUUUUUCCAUCUUAAGUUUCAUAAUAUUUUGUGAAUAAGACAGGUGUUAACUUAAAAUUCUUAUUGUCAUUCCAGCAAGUGAGGCCUUCAUAGUUCAGAUGUUAUAAUAUUCACUAGGGAUUCUCAACAAAUAUAUAACAAUUUACUGCUUAUUCUGUAAUCCUCUUAUGGCUAAGCUCUAAGAUAGUUCUACCACCGUAUUUUGCCUCUUAGCCAUCAGCAAGCAUAGGAUCUUAUCAGGGCAAAGUAGAGAUCUAAAUGAAUUGAUUUAAAUGUAAAAGCAAAUGAAAAAUGCAUGUUUUUUUCCAUUGUUUAUGAAUGUGUAUGCCCUUAUGUACAGAGACCAAUGGUCACUUCUGGUGAUUAUGAAACAGAUUAAUCCCUAAAUAGCAGAAUAUGUAAAAAUCACAUGUAUGCAUUUGGUUUAGGAAUGUGCUUUUGUACUUCCACUUGAAUAAAGGUGUGUUUGAUACUCAGAAUCUGUUUCAAAAAAUAUCUAAAGGCCUCAG
This is a messenger RNA of Neomonachus schauinslandi (Hawaiian monk seal), 4227 nucleotides long. RefSeq names its product zinc finger protein 655 (gene ZNF655). Gene Ontology annotation, biological process: regulation of DNA-templated transcription. Lineage: Eukaryota; Metazoa; Chordata; Mammalia; Carnivora; Phocidae. The record is from RefSeq and is a predicted model, not a curated record. The transcript has 4 exons. Bases 256 to 1887 code for a protein of 543 amino acids.